CGAAUUCUUAUGAAAUUCCAGGGUUUUCUCAAGGCACAUGGUAUCUCAAAGAUAGCGCAACGAUUUGUUGCAAGAUAGCAUGUGUGGUUUUCCUUGCAUGGUUCUUGUGCUAAAGCACCAAGAACACGCAAAAGGAUGGCAGCGGUUGUUGCCACGGCUGUGCUAAACCAAUCGCACGCUGUACGUUCGCUGUGUUGGGUGCUGUGAGGUGACUCGUGGUUAUGCAGCACCAAUCAAUGCACACCCCCCAGGCUCCUGCAGGUUCCUGCAUUCAGCUUGACAGACUCGCCUGAUCCUAGCUCAGAAAUCCCACCUCAGAUACGUCUCUCUCUCACGCUUCAUCGCCUGCCAGCCGGUGGCUCAAAAGUAGCCUCCUGUGCAGAACAGAAUACAAACGGUGGUGCGCCUCCUGUUUCCGUUUUUUCUACGGCUACGGCGCUAUGAAGCUGGUUUGGUGGUCUUGGCUUCUGGUCUUGGCUUCGUCUGAGAAUUCCUUGCGUGGCGAACGAAGGGACUUUCAUGAAUGCGGCGUGCUGGGUGGCCCUUUGCGCAAGGGCCGCCGCGCGCGGAUCGUCCACGGCCGAGCGGCCGAGCGCUGUGUAUAUCGCUGGCAGGUCAGCAUUCAGUCCUUGGUGGCAGGGCAUCCGUGGCACUUCUGUGGAGGUACUCUCAUUGCCCCUGACUGGGUCUUGACCGCAGCUCACUGUGCAGCAGAAAUCACCAACGUUUGCAACCUUCGGAACAUCCGAAUCGUCUCGAGCGACUGGAAGAAGAGUUCCAACGAAGCGGCCGUGACGCGAACUGUGAAGAAGGUCUACAGCAGCCCCACCUACAACGUCAUUUCGGAGUCGGACGGGGACUUCGCCCUGAUGCAGCUGGACCAGCCGAUGCCCAUUACCGACUGCAUCGGCACCGCUUGUUUGCCCAAGGACAGCAGCGGAGACCGGGCGGGUGCUGAGUGCAGCAUCACUGGUUGGGGCACACCCUCCUCGUCUGGACCCACGCCUGACACCUUGCAGGAAGCGCCAGUGACGCUUUUGAACAAGAGCAGCUGCGUGAACGCCUAUGCCAAGGAAAAUGACACUGUGACGGACAACAUGCUUUGCGCCAGUGGGCACACACCGGGCGGCAUCACCGACAGUUGCCAGGGUGAUAGUGGAGGACCAUUGAUUUGUCAGGAGGAUGGACGCUUCGUGGUUCGUGGGGUGACCUCCUGGGGCGAGGGCUGUGGCGUUGAGGGAUUCCCAGGGGUCUAUGCCCGAGUGUCGACGGCAUUGUCAUGGAUUCGGGAUGUCAUGGACGGCAAGGUGAAGCAAUCCGACUUUGACACCGACUCCGAUGUGGACUUUGGAGAUGCUAUGUGGGCUGUGGUAGCUGGAGACUGUGUCAUGGAUGCGCAGAAAUGCAUUUCAUCUCCACACUUCCCCCCAGAACUACACCUCCGCAGACUAUUGUCGCAUCGCAGUGAACCAUACGGCGGCACUGCCCAUCGAGGUGGAAGGUUUUGAGACAGAGUCCAACUAUGAUACCCUCACCGUGAAUUGUGAGGCCUUCUCAGGA
This is a messenger RNA of Durusdinium trenchii, 1560 nucleotides long. The record is from the annotation of a GenBank genome assembly. NCBI's taxonomy places the organism in Eukaryota, Dinophyceae, Suessiales, Symbiodiniaceae.